Messenger RNA from Schistosoma guineensis, 517 nucleotides. The record is from the annotation of a GenBank genome assembly. NCBI's taxonomy places the organism in Eukaryota, Metazoa, Platyhelminthes, Trematoda, Strigeidida, Schistosomatidae.
AUUUUAUUAAGAGAAUAUUAAAUUAGCUACUUAUAACAGCUACAUUAGUAAUAGAAAUAUACAUCACUAUUUAGUAUACUAAUUGUGUAUUCAACUAAUCAACUAAUAUCAAAUAUUCACCAAUAAUGCUUAAAUCAAUUUUAAUCUUGUCAAUAUUCUCUAUUGUAUUUUCAUUGGUCAAAGUUAAAUGUGCUAUGGCGGCACCUGAAAAUGAAAUGGAACGAUACCCAUUUAUGCCUUAUGAGUUACCAUAUACACAUGAUGAACUUGAUCAAUAUUAUUAUCCAAAUCUACGUGAUUCAUUAGUUCGACGUCUUAUGAAAAGAAAAUAUUAUAUAUCACAAAGACUUGGUAAAUAAAUUGAUCAUCUAUCUAAUGAAUAACCAAUCAUAUUUGAAUCCAAUAUAGACCGUAUUAUUAAAACAAUAAAUAGAUUAAUUACAUCAUGUCAUCAUUUAAUUCAUAUAGAGAUACAUUUAUCAUUGUAUUAUGAUUAAAAACUGCAAAAUAAACAUUU